AUGUGCUUGCAUCGACUAUGGAAGGAGCAACGUGCUGAUUGUCAAGCACUGUCCAUCACCGCCAAGCCCACGGAACUGUAUGAUGACCUCAAUGAGACGGUGCUGGAUCCGCUGUACGUCUCGAAAUUGCUCGGUUGA
This is a messenger RNA of Peronospora matthiolae, 138 nucleotides long. The record is from the annotation of a GenBank genome assembly. Lineage: Eukaryota; Oomycota; Peronosporomycetes; Peronosporales; Peronosporaceae.